Spathaspora passalidarum NRRL Y-27907 is the source of this 2204-nucleotide messenger RNA. RefSeq lists its product as uncharacterized. Gene Ontology annotation, biological process: regulation of mRNA stability; nuclear-transcribed mRNA poly(A) tail shortening. The record is from RefSeq and is a predicted model, not a curated record. The coding region runs from base 177 to 2141 and encodes 654 amino acids. Gene Ontology annotation, molecular function: mRNA binding; translation repressor activity; protein binding. Gene Ontology annotation, cellular component: P-body. Lineage: Eukaryota; Fungi; Ascomycota; Pichiomycetes; Serinales; Debaryomycetaceae. The transcript has a single exon.
AUUUCAUCUCGCUGUGCCCAGGACUUGCCCGCUGUGUGAACAGAAAAAUACGCAAUUUCUAAGUGAAUUUAAAUUCAUUUAGCCAAAAGCACCCAGCACAUAGCACAUCUAAAGUAACCACUUUAGCCUUUCCAGGUUCUUUCAAUUCUUGUCGAAUCUAUUCCACGUUCAUCAGUAUGGACCAGCAAAGUUCAAACAAGUCUCCUAACCCGUACUCAGAAACUCCCAUUAUAUUGUCCCCACCUCCAUUGGAACAAGAGCAACAACGUCACAUACAACAACAACUCCAAUCACAUCUGCAAAAACCACAACCUAUGAGCUUACCACCGUUUGCCCAGCACACUGCUGCUCCUUCGUCCAACCAACUUCCUCAGGGCCACUCGGAAAGACAGCAAAGCGUAGGAUACAAUUUACAACACGAGUUUGAGACUCUCACUGCAGAUUUGGAUUUGGAUUUGCGAAACAAUUUACCUACCCAUUACGAAAACCAGCCGCCGUCGAAACCGCCACUUGAAGUGCCACAGCCACAACACUUGUCAGCCAGUUCUGUCAAUGAAACCAGCUUGAAAUCACCUGGAUUAAUGGCCCCAUCGGCGAAAUACGGUGCUUUAGGUGCAGAUCUUUUAGGAAUCUCUUCAUCAGGUUCAUCAUCAGCUUUGCUCCGUGAUUCGGCAUUGUCGCCAAUCCCGCAAAUUCCCUCCGCGAACCUUGCGUCGUUGUUGAAACCUAAUGGCGUCUCCCUGUACAACUCGCAAAAUAGCAGCACGACCCCUGGGAACACCAGUACUGGAUUCUUGGGCCCUCCUCCAUUAGCAUCAAUCCCUGAUCGUCCGCAAUCUGUCAAUGACUUUAGCAAUAUUUUCAAUCGUAACGAGUUAAACCUGUUUCAAUCAUAUGCUCAGCCCCAGCAAGCACCACAACCGCAACAACAGCAACAACUCGGCCAAGCAAGCUUUUAUCUGGAUUUAUUAGUAUUUAGCAACUGGAUUGAAAACUUGAAUCCUCAAGAUAAUAUCACCAUGAUUGAUUAUUUAUGCAACAGUUUGCCGCUUGAUAUUUUGCUAGCUUUCAAAUCAAGGUUGGACCACCAUUUACAAGCACCCAAAUUGCAAACCCAGCCUGCGCAAGCCCAGGCUGCUCAACAACAGAAUUUCAAUUUAAUGUCUCCGCUCAACAAUUCCUAUUCUCAGGAUUUAUAUACUGACAUUGAACAAUUGAAUCUUCAAGAUUCAAAACUCCAACAGCAGCCACAACAAUUGCAACAUCCAAAACCUACAUUCAGACAAGGCGCCCAAUACUUAAACAUUAUGGAUCGCAUUGCCAGACCUAAAUCGGCAGAACCAUCUGCUUCUGGGAUCAGAUAUGGUAAUUCUCAACAACAGUUUGAAAGAUCAAGAAGCCCAACCAGUCAUUUAUAUGAGAAGACAAAUUUCUUACAAUUGGCUGCAGUUACCAAUGCACCUGUGCGUCACCACUACGGACAUGACGACGAUUUAUCAUCACACACCGCAUUGAAGUUGGGAGCAUUAGCCACGAUUAAUUCCCGCGUAGCCCUUGAUUCAAACAGGAAACAUGGACAUUCUCACGGUGCAACUGGGGCCACUUGGAACCUAACCAUGCAACAACAACAACAACAGCAGCAGCAGCAACAACAACAACAACCGCAACAGCCACAACCACAACAUAAACACACUCAAUCGAGAACCCAUGCUGCUGUUGCCUAUGAGGAUUCUCUUAACAGAAGUUUGAAUUCUGCUUCUGUGCCCGCUAAUCUUCACCGUACGACUAGUUCAAAAUCAAGCUCUUCUAAAAAGAAAGGACCGCAAUCGCCAACAUCUAACAAUACACUGACCACUGCAGCAACUGCAGCAGCAGCAGGUAGCACUACCCCAUCGACUACCACUUCCUCGUCUAUGCCUAGUGAAGUUGCCAAUAUCGAGUUAUUAAACAAUAUUCCAGCUUGGUUAAAGUUGUUGCGCUUACACAAGUAUACUGAAUGCCUUAAGGACAUUCCAUGGAAGGAACUUAUUGAGUUGGAUAACGAUGAAUUGGAAGCCAAGGGGGUUGCGGCGUUGGGAGCCAGACGUAAGUUGAUGAAGGCGUUUGAUGCUGUCAAGGCCAGCUUGAACGAAAAAGAAUAAUCUAUUUGAUAUAGAGAAUUGCAUGUAUUACCAUUGUAUAGACAAUAUAAAACUUAUAAACCC